Molecule: messenger RNA, 846 nt
Organism: Knipowitschia caucasica
Lineage: Eukaryota; Metazoa; Chordata; Actinopteri; Gobiiformes; Gobiidae
Source: the annotation of a GenBank genome assembly
AUGAUUGAUAAACAAGGGCAACUCCCCAGCAAAGCUGUUCGAGAAGAGUACGCUCUUGGGAUAGUGACAGUGUUCCCGUCCCUCAAAGACCCAUACUCCAAGAAAGGCUAUGAACAUUUCUAUGAUGCUGCAAGCAGCACCGGAUACAUUUCUUGGCGUCUGAAAACGAUUCAGAGAAAGAUUCGAAGAGGACAUGCAUCUACAAGUAGCCCCACUGGCUUUUCCCCAGGAGGAGGAGGCCCAAAUGUGCGCAGGUCCAUUGUUGUUGACCAGCAGCUUGAUGGGGAUGCAUACCAGGAAGCCAUCUUCUUGCUCAACCAUACAACAGACAGUUCCGUAAUUUUUCUGAAGAUGAGAGAGACCUUUCAGAAUCGCCAAGAACUCAUCCACGACUCAGACAAAACUCAAGAUAUCUUCUCCAUCUUCCCAAGAUUCCUGGAUACAAAGGGAUUGAUGAAUCAAGACUUCACACUCCUGUUUGAAGAGGAGGUUUCCAACCUGCUGCUCCAGAAAUGGGAUCCGUUCUUCAGAGAUAACGUCAUCAAAGAGGCCAAGCGGCUCACCCCAACACCUGAGCUGCGCCGAAUGCUGCAGGCCGCAGAGUCUCCAGGAAGUGAACUUGACGAGGCACCAACCUAUGACCAAGAGAUGUCCGCCCUGUUGCUGUUGUUGUACCUUCUUCCACCACCACCAGGGAGACCGAGGUUUCCAAAAAUCAGUGCCUCUGAUGCAGUCGAGAGACUGGUAGUCUUUCAUAAGUCUUGCUGCAGCUUGGAGGAGCAUCUCCAGACCGAGCUGCAGACUUCAGUUCCAAACUUAUGCUGGCUUCAGAAAGCACCUCAAUAG